This is a messenger RNA of Boeremia exigua, 1306 nucleotides long. Its product is annotated as putative pectate lyase E. Gene Ontology annotation, biological process: pectin catabolic process. Bases 411 to 1151 code for a protein of 246 amino acids. Gene Ontology annotation, molecular function: pectate lyase activity. Gene Ontology annotation, cellular component: extracellular region. The record is from RefSeq and is a predicted model, not a curated record. The transcript is spliced from 2 exons. Lineage: Eukaryota; Fungi; Ascomycota; Dothideomycetes; Pleosporales; Didymellaceae.
CUCUCACGAUGUCUGUUCAUCGUCUACCAUACCCGUCCAAUGGUAGCUAGGUCUUCGGCUGUGCACUAAUGAAACAUCACCACCACUGGUGCUAUUGAGGACUGCCCACAAUGCGCACGUGUUCCAAAUAGGGCAAUUAGAUUGGUUUCGGCCAAUUGUCGAUGAUCUGAUUGCGCCUGGAUAGUGUUCAGCACAGUCGACUACAGCUGUGGCUGUCUUGGCUUUGGUGGCUACCGCAAGAAGACCACUACAGUGGCAGUCCACCAGGAAAUUGAUCUGCCGCAUCAUUGUAUAAGAAGGGGGAACAGCCGCCGUGAAUAGUUUUCUCACCACAACACAGCUUCUCUCUUCCUUCACACUCACUUCUAUACCUUCAAACGCUUUCAGCAACAGUCCUUCUUUUCAUCAAGAUGCAGUACCUCACUCUCGCUCUCUUCGCUGGCCUCGCCACUGCCCAGCUCGCUAUUCCUGCUCGCAAUGGCAAUGUCCAGGUCCUCAAGGCGCCCAGGACCAUCGCCGCUGGCAAGACUCAGAACUUCGCUUACCAGGAGUUUGACCGUGGCAUGAAGUGCGCUGACGGCGAUACCGGCUCCGCCAACGCCGUCUUCAUCCUUGAGGAGGGUGCGACUCUCGAGAACGUCAUCAUUGGUGCCAACGCUCUUGAGGGUGUCCACUGCAAGGGAGCUUGCACUGUCCGCAACGUCUGGUUCCGUGACGUCUGCGAGGACGCUGUCUCCGCGCUCGGCAAGGGCGAUGUCCUGAUCGUCGGCGGUGGCGCUCAGAACGCUGAAGACAAGGUCGUCCAGCACAACGGCAGUGGCCGCGUUACCAUCCGCGACUACCAGGUCGCCAAUGUCGGAAAGGUCUACCGCUCCUGCGGUGACUGCACCGGCAACUCUGGCAAGGGAGCCCGCCACGUCAUCAUUGAGCGUCUCCGUGCCACCAACGUCAAGACCAACCUUGCCGGUAUCAACUCCAACUUUGGCGACUCUGCUACCAUCAGCGGCUCCUGCGGUACCGUUUCUGGCGAGAUCUGCCAGCAGUUCCAGGGUGUCAACAAGGGCUCCGGCAGCAGCAAGGAGAUCUCUGGCAAGGACAAGUGCCUCGGCGCUCAGGGCAAGCUUGCCCGCGGUACUCUCAGCAGGUGCUAAGCUUCUCGCUCCGAGAAGUACACAGUGACGGCGAGCCGCAUCACGAACCAUGGUCGAUGAGGGAUGGUUGAAAUGGGGAUUCGGUCUUUAACCUUGUAAAUAUUACGUUCUUGUAUUUAGUUGACCUUUGUAAAUAUUGUAUUUUGAUCUUGACG